CACCAGCUAGCAUCUCCUCCGGGCAGCCACCAGAGGAGAAGAUGGAGAAACGCGUGUUUAGAUGUGUGGAGUGUAACGAGGGAGCGACGGAGCUGCACCGGGACUACAGGAACGGAAUCCUGAAGAUCACCAUAUGUGAGUCCUGCAAAAAGCCAGUGGACAAGUACGUCGAGUAUGACCCGGUCGUCAUCUUGAUCGAAUCCAUCUUGUGCAAGACGCAGGCGUUCAGACACAUUCUGUUCAACACGAGCUUGGAUAUCCACUGGAAGUUGUGUGUGUUCUGCCUGCUGUGUGAGGCGUACCUCCGGUGGUCCCGGCUCCACGGCUACGAGCAGAGCAGCGACCCCGCCGACAUCAUCCGCUACACCAAGGAGUGGGAGUUCUACGGCAUGUUUGGACUGGCCGCCCUCGAGCUGUCAGCGUUCUGCGGCGGCGUGCUGCUCUUCCUCUGGCUGGUGGUGGCUCGUCUGCAGGGCGGGAAGCUGGAGCUCCGCCUCCUGGUCCGAGCUCUGCUGCUCUCCUGCUACGGGAAGGUCCUCCUCGUCCCCGCCGUCAUCUGGGAGCACGACUUCUCCCCGCUCUGCCUCGGCCUCAUCAAGCUGUUUGUGCUCACGUCCAACUCGCAGGCUAUCAGAGUGAUGCUGAACAGCAGCAGACGUCUGUCCCUCAUGGCCGUGUGUCUAGGCGUGCUGUCAGAGACCUGCGUGGCUCAGGCCUGUAAAAAGCUUUCAUUGAGCCUCCAGGAGAUGUUGACAGACUGAGACCGAAGUCACUAAUCUCAGGGGAAGGACACGUGAUCGUGGACGUCCACCUGGGACAGAGUGAAACCAACCUUCAGCAUCGGUUCCUGUGAAGCAGAGACGGACGCAGACGCCUUAAAGAAGUGGAGACGGGUUGAAACUGUUCAGUCGGAGAUGAAGAGCAGCAGAAGAUGUUUAUUUCUCAGGAUACAUUGAUUGCAGAUAUUUGAACUGGCAGACUGAAAAGGUGCUGAAGCCUUAAUCUCCUUUUUUAUAUUUUUUGUUUUUUAAGCGGGCAAUGAAUCAUGUCAAGAUUCCAGUGUGUUUGUUUUGUUUUACUUUAUGUGGAAACCCCUGGAGAGGAACUACGACCUGAGGAGCAUCCCAUGAUCUCCAUUACUGUUAAACAUGCUCUUAUUCAUGGGUCACACAAACACAAGCCCCUGAGGUUGUAAAUGGACUAAACGAGUUCUGUGUGUGGACAGGACGCUCUUCACAUUCUUUAGGUCAUUGGUGAAAUUCCCACAUUCACUCACACACUCAAGAUAAAUGUUGAUACACAGGGUUAGUAAAGAAAACCUGUUGACUUUUGUCGUAUUUACUGUUGUCACCGAGCUAAUGAGCCAAAACAAACACCAGAAUGGACACACAACAGUCAGCAAAUUAGAAUUAACAUGGUAACAACACACGCAACAAAUCCUCCGAUUGACAGCUGAUUAUAAAUAUUCGAUUAGACUCUUACAAGAUGUCUGAUUUACAAUAAUCAUGAUGAAACAUGUCUAAGCUUCAAACUUCUCCAGUUCUCCGCCCACCGGCCCUGGAAUGUGGAUCAUGUGUCUGUGAACAGAACAGAUGUUCGAAGCACAAAGUGUUUGUGGAAUGAGGAGAAUUUACUCACUUCACCUGGAAUGUGACAGCUGAGCUUGUCUCGACUCCCAGACGUCUCUGCAGGAGUCGUGAUGUUGUUAUGAACUGAGGCACAUAGGACAAGAGGCCGAAUUUCUACCGGACAAAAACAUCUGUUGCUGCUGAUGGGAGAUAAAUGGAAGAGACGCAUUCAGUGGAAUCUGCUGCAGGCGUCGUGAAUAUAUCAUUAACUCUGACACUUUGUUCUAACGACCAAAAAACGAAUGCACUGUUCUGUCGCUGCUGUAGAUUGUGAGUGAGUCGUGUAGUUCAUCCCCUGAAGGGUCACAGAGAGAAUUAUCACUAAUGACUAUUACCUUGCAAUGCUGUUCCUCUUCCCUUCUUCUGAACCAUCGCCUACAGGCCGGAGUGUCACGAUGAGAGUUUAUUUGCAUUCCCUCGCAAUAGGUUUUGCAUACGCUUUAAUAAUUGACCUUGUCCUCACACUACGAGGAUUUCAGCUCAGCUCUUUGAGUGCAUUUAGUCUGCAGAUACAUUCUAUGGAGCCCCUGAAGGGUGAACUGUCUAACUGGGACCCUUCGGGGGCUCAGUAGCAUAAAGUCAGAAAGCUGUUCUGAAAGAAUAACAUCCUCUUAAACUGACUUUUAAAUAAAAGAGGCUGCCAGUCCUUCAGUUCUUCAUGUGAAUUAAACCUUAAUAAUGAAUUUAUUCAGCAGAGAACCAGAUCGUUUUGUAUUUUUCUACUUUUUGUUUUUCAAAUGUGCAGAGAGAUUUGAUAUUGGAAUAGCUGUGGCUUUCUGUCAGAGACCAGCCCUCGACGUUUGGGUGCGACAUGUGUUCCUGUGUUGAAUUAUGUAAAACUGACUCCACAGUCUGCAGAGAAACAGAUAAAUGUUGCAGCAUGUGCAGCCGGCUCCGUCUGUUACUCACAAGAUAUGAAAGGAGAAAUUCAAAAUGUUUGCACUUUAACACAGUUGCUCAGGGUUGUGAUGUGUUUUUGUGCAUGCGUGUGUUUGCGUGUGCUGCCUCUGCAUAUGGAUACAUGUUAUUACAGGUCUGUGAAUAGUUGAGGAUACAGCACAUGAACGUGGAAUGUGUCCUCGCCCUGGGUGGAUCUGUAACAGAGUCUCUGUGGAAAUCAACAACAUCUCAUUGAGUAAAAAACAAAGAUCUUAAGCUUGGAUUCGUUAAAUCGAUGCACGAGUGUAAAUAAAC
Molecule: messenger RNA, 2822 nt
Organism: Limanda limanda (common dab)
Lineage: Eukaryota; Metazoa; Chordata; Actinopteri; Pleuronectiformes; Pleuronectidae
Gene: arv1
Product: ARV1 homolog, fatty acid homeostasis modulator
Exons: 5
Coding region: 42-761 (239 amino acids)
Biological process (GO): sphingolipid metabolic process; sterol metabolic process; regulation of plasma membrane sterol distribution
Cellular component (GO): cortical endoplasmic reticulum; Golgi apparatus
Source: RefSeq, a predicted model, not a curated record